AAUUUAAAAUGUUAAUUGAACAAGGUGAACCCAAGAUUAUAGUGGCAGUUCGUAAAAGACCCUUGAAUAAGAAAGAAAUCAAUAAGGGUGAUAUUGAUAUUGUUGAUGUCUCAAAUUAAUAGAGCUAAGUGAUUGUCAAAGAACAAAGGUAUCUCCAAAAUAUUCAUCACCUUUUUUAGAACCAAAGUUGAUCUCACUAAAUAUAUUGAAGAGCAUUAGUUUAAUUUUGAUGCAGCCUUCGAUGAAAAUACCACUAAUGAACAGUUAUAUUUGCAAAUCGUACGGCCCAUCGUUGAAGCAGCAUUUAAUAAGGCCAAAGUAACAUGUUUUGCAUAUGGAUAAACAGGCUCUGGCAAAACCUACACAAUGUUAGGUGAUUAUCAAGAAAGAGUCCCUGGAUUAUAUUUAUUGGCAGCUUAUGACAUUUUUUGUUUGCUUAAUAAUGAAUGUUAUGGCCAUCUUCAAAUUGCAAUCUCCUUUUAUGAAAUUUAUUGUGGCAAGCUUUUUGAUCUCUUGAAUGAAAGAUCCCUACUUCAACCAAGAGAAGAUGCAAAAGGCAACGUCAAUAUAGUUGGUUUAUAAGAAAGAAAAGUCUAAUCUGUAGAACAACUCAUGAAAGUUAUUGAGCAAGGAAGUGCAUCCAGAAUCACAGCAUCUAACUCAUCAAAUAGUGAUUCCUCUAGAUCUCAUGCUAUCUUAUAAAUAACAUUAAAAGAUGGAUCCAGAUCUCAUGGGAAAUUGUCAUUCAUAGAUUUGGCAGGUAGUGAAAGAGGAGCUGAUGUAAGUGAUACAAAUAAACAAACAAGAUUUGAUGGAGCUGAAAUCAAUAAAUCACUAUUAGCAUUAAAAGAAUGUAUCAGAGCUCUAGAUUUGAAUAAAAAUCAUACCCCUUUCAGAGGAUCCAAGUUGACUUUAGUCUUAAAGGAUUCUUUUAUUGGAAACUGUAAAACUGUGAUGAUUGGUAACUUUUCACCAUCCAAUUCUUCCUCUGAACACACCCUCAAUACUUUAAGAUACGCUGAUAGAGUUAAAGAACUGAAAAAGCCAAAUGAUAAAGAACUAAAAGAUCAAGUUACAUCAUUAGAUAAGUUGGCUAGAGAACUAAUGUUGCCACGAUAAUAGUAGCCUGUCAAAAUGUAGAAAUAACCUUAGAAUCCAUAAUAACAAUAAUAAUAGCCAUAAUUCAAUCCAUUUAAGAAUAAUCCAUUAUAAAAUUAUUAGAAUUAAAAUCUCUUUCAGUAACCAUAAUUUUUAAAUUUGUAAAAUUCAGUACCUGGAAUGAUGAUAUCAUAAUAAUAAUCCCAAUAAUCUACUUACACAUUUUAAAACUUCAUAUAACCUCCCCCUCCAUAACCAUAACCAGUUAUUCCUUUACAAUAAUCAUAAUAACCAUAAUUCAAAAUAAAUGAUACAAAAAAUAAACAAUCAUACAAUAAACCAACUCCUUAAAUGUAAGAGGCAAGACCUUACAUGAAUGAAAAUUUAUUCCCUGGGCAAAUCGAAAGAAAAUCAAGUAUUUACUUUAAUUAUUUAGAAAUUAAUUCAUCAAUGGAAGAUGAUUUAAUGAAGAUAGGAUAAAAACACGAAUAAUUAAUUAGUGUAAUUCUUGAAGAAGAAGAAAAUCUAAUCUCAAGUCAUAGAUCUCAUAUCGAUUAGAUGGUAGAAUUAGUAAAAUAAGUAAAAUUAUCAAACAAAUAUAUAGGAAAUGAUGUUAUUACACAAUAUAGAUAAGCCAGGAUCUGAUGUUGAUGAAUAUGUAAAAGGACUUGAAUAAAUUUUAUUAACAAAGAUGGAAGAAAUUUAAACGUAAUUAUUAUUUCAAUCAAUUUAGAUUAUAACUUCAAUUAUCAACGUUUAAAUCCCAUUUAUCCGAAGAGGAAACUUUAUAAAAGCAAUUCUAUCAAUAAAGAUAGUAAUUAUCAUAGUAAGACACAGAGUGUUCAGACAUUUUUAAAUGA
Messenger RNA from Paramecium octaurelia, 1958 nucleotides. The record is from the annotation of a GenBank genome assembly. Lineage: Eukaryota; Ciliophora; Oligohymenophorea; Peniculida; Parameciidae.